GCGUCGUGACCUAGGUUCAGCGCAUGCGCCGCGCGGGACGGCUGGAUUGAAAGCCAUGGCGUGGGUUCCUGCGGCGGAGUCCGCGGUGGAGGAGUUGAUGCCCCGGCUCUUGCCGGUGGAACCCUGCGACUUGACGGAAGGUUUCGAUCCCUCGGUGCCCCCGAGGACGCCCCAGGAGUACCUGCGGCGGGUCCAGAUCGAAGCAGCGCAGUGCCCAGAUGUGGUGGUAGCUCAGAUUGACCCAAAGAAGUUGAAAAGGAAGCAAAGUGUGAAUGUUUCUCUUUCAGGCUGCCAGCCUGCACCUGAAGGUUACUCUCCAACUCUUCAGUGGCAACAGCAACAAGUGUCACAGUUUUCAAGUGUUCGUUGGAGUGUGAACAAACAUAGAAGUCACUGGAAGUCACAGCAAUUGGACAGUAAUGUGACCAUGCCAAAAUCUGAAGAUGAAGAAGGCUGGAAAAAAUUUUGUCUGGGUGAAAGGUUAUGUGCUGAAGGAGCCAUUGGGCCAGCUACAAAUGACAGUCCUGGAAUUGAUUAUGUGCAAGUUGGUUUUCCCCCCUUAUUGAGUAUUGUUAGCAGAAUGAAUCAGGCAACAGUAACUAGUGUCUUGGAAUAUCUGACUAAUUGGUUUGGAGAGAGGGACUUUACUCCAGAAUUGGGAAGAUGGCUUUAUGCUCUGUUGGCUUGUCUUGAAAAGCCUUUAUUGCCUGAGGCCCACUCCUUAAUCCGGCAGCUUGCAAGAAGGUGCUCUGAAGUGAGACUCCUAGUGGACAGCAAAGAUGAUGAGAGAGUUCCUGCUUUGAAUUUAUUAAUCUGCUUGGUUAGCAGGUAUUUUGAUCAACGUGAUUUAGCUGAUGAACCAUCCUGAAGUAGCUGACCCCUCAGGGAUUAAAGAGCUUUCUGAUGAAGAUACCCCAAAACUGAGCGAGUCAAUGCCAGUUCAAGGACAGUUUGCGUCACAUCUUCAGCGCUGUGUCAAGGGUCUUCGUCUUAACUUGUACAACUCAAGUUCAUACUAAGAAUAGAGACUGUAUUAAUUUGGAUGUUUGAAAUAUCUAGGGAAAAUCCCACUUGGAUUUUGAAAAACGAUCUGAAUAAUCUGCAAUCACGUACGAUUAUAACCAAUUGAGUGUCAUUCAUUGUUGAAACAGCCUGAGUAAAAUGCAUAUGGUCCUCGGUGCUUUUCCUUGUUUACAUAAUACAUAAAAUAUCUUGCUG
Ochotona curzoniae (black-lipped pika) is the source of this 1218-nucleotide messenger RNA. It is a transcript of the gene GEMIN2, whose product is annotated as gem nuclear organelle associated protein 2. NCBI's taxonomy places the organism in Eukaryota, Metazoa, Chordata, Mammalia, Lagomorpha, Ochotonidae. The transcript is spliced from 10 exons. Bases 56 to 868 code for a protein of 270 amino acids. Gene Ontology annotation, biological process: spliceosomal snRNP assembly; spliceosomal complex assembly. Gene Ontology annotation, cellular component: spliceosomal complex; nucleus; SMN complex. The record is from RefSeq and is a predicted model, not a curated record.